UGAGGUGUGAGCAGCUGCCGAAGUCAGUUCCUUGUGGAGCCAGAGCUGGGCGCGGAUUCGCCGAGGCAUCGAGGCACUCAGAGGAGGUGAGAGAGCGGCGGCAGACAACAGGGGACCCCGGGCCGGCGGCCCAGAGCCGAGCCGAGCCGAGCGUGCCCGCGUAUGUCCGUGCGUGUCCGCGAGGAUGCGUGUUCGCGGGUGUGUCCUGCGUUCACAGGUGUUUCUGCGGCAGGCGCCAUGUCAGAACAGGCCGGGGAUGUCCGUCCGAACCCAUGCGGCAGCAAGGCCUGCCGCCGCCUCUUUGGCCCAGUGGACAGCGAGCAGCUGAGCCGUGACUGUGAUGCGCUAAUGGCGGGCUGCAUCCAGGAGGCCCGUGAGCGAUGGAACUUCGACUUUGUCACCGAGACACCACUGGAGGGUGACUUCGCCUGGGAGCGUGUGCAGGGCCUUGGCCUGCCCAAGCUCUACCUUCCCACGGGGCCCCGGCGGGGCCGGGAUGAGUUGGGAGGAGGCAGGCGGCCUGGCACCUCGCCUGCUCUGCUGCAGGGGACAGCAGAGGAAGACCAUGUGGACCUGUCGCUGUCUUGUACCCUUGUGCCUCGCUCAGGGGAGCAGGCUGAAGGGUCCCCAGGUGGACCUGGAGGCUCUCAGGGUCGAAAACGGCGGCAGACCAGCAUGACAGAUUUCUACCACUCCAAACGCCGGCUGAUCUUCUCCAAGAGGAAGCCCUAAUCCGCCCACAGGAAGCCUGCAGUCCUGGAAGCACGAGGGCCUCAAAGGCCCCCUCUACAUCUUCUGCCUUAGUCUCUCAGUUUGUGUGUCUUAAUUAUUAUUUGUGUUUUAAUUUAAACACCUCCUCAUGUACAUAACCUGGCCGCCCCCUGCCCCCCAGCCUCUGGCAUUAGAAUUAUUUAAACAAAAACUAGGCAGUUGAAUGAGAGGUUCCUAAGAGUGCUGGGCAUUUUUAUUUUAUGAAAUACUAUUUAAAGCCCCGUCAUCCUGUGUUCUCCGUUUCCUCUCUCCUGGAGGUUGGGUGGGCCGGCUUCAUGCCAGCUACUUCCUCCUCCCCACUCGUCCGCUGGGUGGUACCCUCUGGAGGGGUGUGGCUCCCUCCCCUCGCUGUCACAGGGGGUUAUGAAAUUCAACCCCUUCACCGGACACUCAGACCUGAAUUCUUUUUAAUUUGAGAAGUGUAAACAGAUGGCACUUUGAAGGGGCCUCACCGAGUGGGGGCAUCAUCAAAAACUUUAGAGUCCGCCUCUAAGGUUGGGCAGGGUGACCCUGAAGUGAGCACAGCCUAGGGCUGAGCUGGGGACCUGGUACCCUCCUGGCUCUUGAUACCUCCCUGUCUUGUGAAGGCAGGGGGGAGGUGGGUUCCUGGAGCAGACCACCCCCCUGCCCUCAUGGCCCCUCUGAUCUACACUGGGGAUCCCAUCUCGGUGUUGAGCCUUUUCCCUCUUUGGCUCCCCCUGUACCUUUUGAGGAGCCGCAGCUACUCUUCUUCUCCAGCUGGGCUCUGCGAUUCCCCUCUGCUGCUCUCCCUCCCCCUUGUCCUUUCCCUCCAGUACCCUCUUCAGCUCCAGGUGGCUCUGAGGUGCCUGUCCCGCCGCCACCCCCAGUUCAAUGGACUGGAAGGGGAAGGGACACACAGGAAGAAGGGCACCCUAGUUCUACCUCAGGCAGCUCAAGCAGCGACCGCCCCCUCCUCCAGCUCUGGGGGUGAGGGGUCCCAUGUGGUGGCACAGGCCCCCUUGAGUGGGGUUAUCUCUGUGUUAGGGGUAUAUGAUGGGGGAGUAGAUCUUUCUAGGAGGGAGACACUGGCCCCUCAAAUCGUCCAGCGACCUUCCUCAUCCACCCCAUCCCUCCCCAGUUCAUUGCACUUUGAUUAGCAGCUGAACAAGGAGUCAGACAUUUUAAGAUGGUGGCAGUAGAGGCAAUGGACAGGGCGUGCCACAUGGGCUCAUAUGGGGCUGGGAGCGGUUGUCUUUCCUGGCAGUAACGUUGAGCCCCUGGAGCCACUGAAGUGCUUAGUGUACUUGGAGUGUUGGGGUCUGACCCCAAACACCUUCCAGCUCCUGUAACAUACUGGCCUGGACUGUUUUCUCUCGGCUCCCCAUGUGUCCUGGUUCCCCUGUCUCUCCACCUAGACUGUAAACCUCUCGAGGGCAGGGACCACACCCUGUACUGUUCUGUGUCUUUCACAGCUCCUCCUACAAUGCUGAGUAUACAGCAGGUGCUCAAUAAAUGAUUCUUAGUGACUUUA
Messenger RNA from Symphalangus syndactylus (siamang), 2263 nucleotides. RefSeq names its product cyclin dependent kinase inhibitor 1A (gene CDKN1A). The record is from RefSeq and is a predicted model, not a curated record. Gene Ontology annotation, molecular function: cyclin-dependent protein serine/threonine kinase inhibitor activity. NCBI's taxonomy places the organism in Eukaryota, Metazoa, Chordata, Mammalia, Primates, Hylobatidae. Gene Ontology annotation, biological process: negative regulation of cyclin-dependent protein serine/threonine kinase activity; DNA damage response; regulation of G1/S transition of mitotic cell cycle. Gene Ontology annotation, cellular component: nucleus; cyclin-dependent protein kinase holoenzyme complex.